UGUAGGGUCAACCAUGCCUCGGAUCAAGACUGUGCAUUCGAAGGUUACGAAGGCUCCACGUCGUCCUUUUGAGAAGGAGCGUCUUGACCAGGAGCUAAAACUCAUUGGAGAGUUCGGUUUGAAGAACAAACGUGAAGUUUGGCGCGUAAAGUACACACUGGCAAAGGUGCGCAAGGCUGCUCGAGAGUUGCUCACAUUGGAAGAAAAGGAUCCCAAACGACUUUUCGAAGGAAAUGCUCUUCUUCGCCGUCUUGUACGUAUUGGAGUGCUUCCUGAGGAUCGAAUGAAGCUCGAUUACAUUCUCGGUCUUCGCGUGGAAGAUUUCCUCGAGAGACGUUUGCAGACGCAGGUUUUCAAGUUGGGAUUGGCAAAAUCCAUUCAUCACGCCCGUGUCCUAAUCAGACAUAGCCACAUUCGUGUUCGCCGCCAAGUAGUAGACGUACCAUCCUUCAUCGUCCGUCUUGACUCGCAGAAACACAUCGACUUCUCACUCAAAUCACCCUUCGGAGGCGGCCGCCCAGGACGUGUAAAGAGACGCAACAUGAAGAAAGCUGAAGGAGGUGAAGCGUCAGGAGAUGACGAGUAA
This is a messenger RNA of Cylicocyclus nassatus, 586 nucleotides long. NCBI's taxonomy places the organism in Eukaryota, Metazoa, Nematoda, Chromadorea, Rhabditida, Strongylidae. The record is from the annotation of a GenBank genome assembly.